AUAUCGACCUUGCUCAUAACCUAUAUGUAAAUAUUUUACAAAACACAUUUUGAAAUUGUAUCAACCGCCAAGAACUCUUUUAUGUCGCGAUGUCGUGGUCAAAUGAUCAGGUUUCAUUGCUGAUUGAGCAAUACCAACAGCACGAGUGUUUAUACUUUGUUCAACAUCGCGAUUAUCAUAAUAAAAACCGAAGAAAUGCUGCGUUACAACAAAUUUGCGAAAAAAUGAAUCAAAUACGUCCAAAUACUUCCAUACAUGAAAUCCAGAAGAAAUGGAAUGGUAUUAGAAAUACAUAUGCCAGUGAACGAAGGAAAUCCAUUGCAAGCUCUCGUAGUGGGGCUGGGUCAGAAGACAUCUACAUACCAUCGCUGUGGUAUUACGAAAAGCUGGUAUUUCUAAACGAACAUUUAAAUAUAAGAAAGUCUGUUUCAUCGUACGCUACAGAAGAAAGCGAAAACUAUUUAACUGAUUCUCCAACUAGUCUGUUAGAGGGCGAAUAUGAGUUGCAACCUCAAGGUGAAUUACACCUUAUACGAAGCGGUAGUCCAGUUCCCAACGAUGAUAAUGUAUAUGUGGGAGAAACUGCAACUUGUAGAUCUGCUCGGAAAAAAUACAAAAAAGACGACAGAAAUCAUAAUGUCGACGUUACCGAAAAAGCUUCGAAAGCAUUAGAUAAGUUAACUACCGCAGUGUCAUCGGUACUUGGGACUUCCACAGAAGAUCCCGAUGAAGUAUACGCAAAAUAUAUAUGUUCACGGAUCGGUGCAAUUCAAAGCAGAAAAAGGAAAUUGAAACUACAGCAUCACAUUGAGACCCUGAUUUUUAAUGCCGAAAUUGAAGAAGCCGAAUGAUUUGUAAAUAUGUAAACAAGUGUUAAAUGAAAGAAACAAUACUAUUUUUGGUUUAUAUUAAUUUCAAAAUAACCACUGUCAUUACAAAACAUCGUUCUGCCAUGGUACUGCCCCAUUCGUAACAAAAAAUCUUGAAAAUAAAUUUCGUGCUUCUAAAGCUUCACUGGCAGCUCUAUUGCCACCUUGCAUAUCUGUCAACUUUUUCAAUUUACCUAUAUUAUCCUCGGUAUUUUCAGAUGGUUCUAAAUAUCUCGGAUUUUUUUCUAAUAAAAAGUUGUGUAAAAUACAACAAGUUAAGGUAAUUAGUUCAACUUUAUCAGGAUUCAAAUUUAUUGUAUUUAAUAAAAUCCUGAACCUAUUGGCCAAGAUGCCAAACGAAUUUUCAAUUACUCGUCUUGCCCGUGACAAUCGGUAAUUAAAUAUUCUUCGCUCAUUUGUCAAUCCACGACUGUGAUACGGUUUCAUGAUUCUCGUUGACAGAGGGAAUGCAUCAUCAGCUACAAAUGUAUAAGGCAAUUGUGUAUUUUGACCAGGUAAGCAUUCAUGGGGAGGAAAGUUUAAUGUAUUAUGAUCUAUUGCCCAUUUUAAGGAGGAUUCUCUAUAAACUCCUCCAUCGCUUACUCUACCAUUGACACCAAUAUCAACGUACAGAAAUUUGUAAGAUGCAUCUGCAACUGCAAGAAGCACAAUACUGUGAUCCCCUUUAUAGUUAAAGUAGUAUGAUCCUGAACUUCGUGGAGGCCUAAAAUUUAUAUGUUUUCCGUCAAUGGCACCUAGACAUAAUGGAAAAUUCCAAUGUUUUUGAAACUCGGAGGCAAUAACUCUCCACUCCAAUUCUGUAGUUGGCAUCUAAAGCAAAAUCAGUAGUACACAAAUAUGGACAUAGUAAUGAUGUACCUGUAAAUUUACAGAUUUUAAUUUUUCACAGAUUGCAUUACAAACGUCAGGAAUUAUCAAGCUAAUGGUGCUUUCAUGUAUUCGGGUGGCAAACAUUAGAGAUCGAUAAGUUUCUCCUGUUGCAAGGAAUCUUAGAGUUAAUGCUAACCUGUAAAACUCAAUUAAAUUUGAAUUAACUUUUUUAUAUCUCAAACCUUGCUUCAGCAGAAAUACUUUCUCUCAUGUUAGUGGUUUGUUUCACAAUAUCACUUCGUAUACAUUCAAGAAGUUCAUCAAAAUGUUGUCCACACAUUCUAAUAAAUUGGCGAUAAGAUUCUGGAUCCUCCGUUCGCAAUUCUUGUUCUAACAUAUGUAGAACACCUCUUCCAUCUUGCCGCUUUAAAAGCCACUUUUCAGACCAUAUUCUUCUUUUUUUUUUAGUUUUUUGUUUCAGCUGCUUCAUUAGUAAAACGCAUAUUACUCCAGCUGCA
Photinus pyralis (common eastern firefly) is the source of this 2218-nucleotide messenger RNA. RefSeq lists its product as uncharacterized. NCBI's taxonomy places the organism in Eukaryota, Metazoa, Arthropoda, Insecta, Coleoptera, Lampyridae. The record is from RefSeq and is a predicted model, not a curated record. The transcript is spliced from 2 exons. The coding region runs from base 90 to 851 and encodes 253 amino acids.